Cherax quadricarinatus is the source of this 7805-nucleotide messenger RNA. NCBI's taxonomy places the organism in Eukaryota, Metazoa, Arthropoda, Malacostraca, Decapoda, Parastacidae. The record is from RefSeq and is a predicted model, not a curated record.
CAAACAUUCCUCUCUGGUAUUGUCUCUCUGACUCUCACCUGCUCGUUUAUCUUCGUUUUUGCCAUGUUUCGCUCACUGCCACGAGCGAAACAUCACACAGGAGAGUGUAUUAAGCCUCCAGGAACCUCGUAACUCCUGAGAACAAAUUUCCAGCUCUUCAGCUGACACAGAUAUUGUUUCUUAUGGCAUCUUAAAACUACCAAGACCACACAGCUCAUGUUUAUAACAUAAUUAUAUAUGGAAUAUGGCUUCUGAUAAGCGUGUGUUCAGUUUAGAAAGUCCUCACGGUCCUGGUGGUGUGUUUUUCACCUGGCAGAAAGCAUCUGGAGGGUUUUUAGCUUCCACCGGGUACAACCAGGUGGUCAAUAUCUACGAUCGUCAUGGCAAUCUUCGUGAACAGAUACACUUGCCAGGUGUGUGUUCAGGUUUUGGCUGGGACAAGGAUGGAGCGCUCUUGUCAAUCAUCAAUGAUAGUUCACCUCUUGUUCAUGUCUGGGAUGAUAAUUCUGGGAGAGUACAGCACCUGGACUCAGGGCUCCGAGAUACACUAACAUUCCUAGCAUGGUCUCGCACUGCCCCUCUUCUAGCUGUGGGAACCUCUAAAGGCAACCUUAUGAUCUACAACCAUCAAACAUCAAGGCGGAUCCCAGUUGUGGGCAAACAUAGUCGGAAGAUUCAGAGUGGAUGUUGGUCAUCUGGGAAUCUCUUGGCUCUAGGUGGAGAGGACAAAAUUCUUACCAUAAGCAGCAGUGAAGGAGACACUCUGAGGACGACUCCCCUUCGAGGUGAACCUUCAGAUAUACAGUUCUCAGAAAUGAAACAAGAUGAGAGAGCUAUGGCUGAAAACACGGUAAGCCUUGUUGUUGCCAAGAAAACUCUCUUCCUCUACAACCUCAAUGACCCAGAAAAUCCCAUUGAACUGGCCUUCCAAAGCAGAUAUGGAAACAUUGUUUCUUACAAGUGGUAUGGCGAUGGGUAUAUUUUACUAGGAUUCUCGGGAGGAUAUUUUGUCGUCAUUUCCACUCACCUCAAAGAAAUUGGACAGGAAUUAUUUCAAGCUAAGAACCACAGAGAUGUAUUAAAUGAUAUAGCCAUUUCCACCACUCUGAGUAAAGCAGCGUCAUGUGGAGAUAAUGUCAUCAAGAUACAUGAACUAUCAGACCUGAAGGAGACAUUUGCUGUUAUAACUCUGGAUGAUGAGCGUGGAUUAGAAUUCCUGGAAUGGUCGGAUGAUGGACAGUUGCUUGCUGUGGCUACUCCUUCGGGAAACAUUCAUGUUUAUCUGACUAAGUUGCCAGUGCUAGGAGGAGCUCAUGGUUCUAGAGUGGCUUACCUCACAUCAUUACUAGAAGUGACAGUAACUAACAUUGUGGAAAAGGAACAUCCAUUGACUGUAAGUGUGGACGUUGAGCCAAGUUUUUUGGGUGUUGGUCCAUUUCAUCUGGUGGUGGGAAUGAACAACCGUGCUUGGAUCUACACGCUCGGAGAAGAGUCAGCAAUGCUGCUCAGGGAUCGAGAAUAUUUAGGAACCAUCACGUCAGUGCAUGUGAAUGCAGACUAUGCUUCUGUCUUGUAUGAGGGCAAGAUACAGUUUCAUUUAUUAGAGGGAGAGACUGGGGAGGAUGAAGAGCGAGAAUCUAGACUGUUCCCGAGUGCUGAUCAAGCAGACAUGCACAUCAUGGAUCAUGCACUCACUGCUGAUUUCCUCAUAUACUCCACUGAUCAUAACAAAAUCCUAAGAUUAUUAGUGUGUGAACUAUACAACAGAGGUGACUACCCAGGGUCCCUAACCCACUAUGAGCGAGGAGUGGUCAAUACUGGUGGCUCCGAGGAACAUAAUGCAGCAUGUAAAGCUGGUAUUGCUCGCACGGCAAUACGCUGUGGCGACAUCAGGCGAGGCGUCAACAUUGCAGCAGAGAUGAACAACCGUAUGCUUAAGAGGGAAUGUGCAGAGAUAUUAGAGAGUAAAAAGCAAUAUUCGGAGGCUGCCGUGCUCUACGAGAGUGGUAAUUUCAAUGAAAAAGCUGCAGCACUGUACAUUCGUCUUAAAAAUUGGAAUAAGGUGGGACAGCUCCUGGUCAAUAUUAAUUCUCCCAAGAUGCAUCUCCAGUAUGCUAAAGCUAAGGAAGCAGAGGGUCAGUACCGGGAGGCAGCAACUUACUAUGAGUCAGCAAGAGACUAUGAGUCUGUGAUACGUCUCCUUUUACAUCAUUUACACUCCCCGGAAGAAGCUGUUAGAAUUGUUAGAGAGACCAAGAGUGUUGAAGGAGCAAAAAUGGUUGCUAAAUUCUUCCAGAAGUUAAAUGACUACAACUCAGCAAUUCAGUUUUUAGUUCUCUCCAAGUGUACCGACGAAGCAUUUCAGUUGGCUCGCACUCAUGGCAAGAUGGAACUGUACGCUGACAUUCUUGGCUCAGAUGCCACACCUGAAGAUUAUAAGAGUGUUGCGCUCCACUUUGAAAAUGAGAGAAAUCACUUCCUCUCAGGGAAAUUCUAUUAUUUAGCUGGAAUUUAUCCUAAAGCAGUGAAGCAUUUGAUGAGAGCAUCACAAGGCUCUGGUGCUGAAGACUCAGAGAGUAUACAGUUGGCUAUUGAUGUUGUUGCAGCAGCAAGUGACGAGGGGUUGACGCGCCAGCUUAUUGACUUCUUGAUGGGUGAACUGGACGGUAUUCCAAAAGAUGCAAAGUAUUUGUUCCGUCUGUACAUGGCUAAGAGUCAAUAUCGUGAGGCAGCCAAAACUGCAAUUAUUAUUGCACGAGAGGAACAAAACUCAGGCAACUAUCGCCAUGCUCAUGACAUGCUGCUGGGCAUGUAUGGAGAACUGCAGCGCCAGAAGCUAAGAAUACCAGCAGACAUGAUUUCUGCACUCAUGCUUCUUCAUUCUUACACUUUAGCCAGGAUGCAUGUGAAGCGUGGUGACCACCUCAAAGCUGCCAGGAUGCUCAUCAGAGUGGCUAAUAAUAUAUCGAAGUUCCCAGCACACAUGGUUCCUAUCUUAACCUCCACUGUGAUUGAAUGUCAACGUUCAGGGCUGAAAAUUUCCUCGUUCAACUUUGCUGCUAUGCUGAUGCGCUCAGAAACACGUAACCAGAUUGAUGAAAAAUACAAGAAAAAAAUUGAAGCUAUUGUCCGCAAGCCGCAGAAGACAGAAGACGAUGAGCCUACGUCACCCUGUCCAUUUUGUUUAGCACCAGUUGAGGAGACCACUUUGGAGUGUAGCCAGUGCCAGAACUCUUUGCCAUAUUGUAUUGCUACGGGUCGGCAUAUUUUACCUGAUGAUGUUACUGUGUGUCCUUCAUGCAAGUUCCCAGCCAUCAGAAAUGAAUUAAUAAAGAUUGUGGAAGAUGGUGAGGACUGUCCUAUGUGCAGCACACACCUGGAGGUUGACAAACUGUCAGUUAUACCAAACUGGAAGUCCAUCAUCCUCAGUUCUGAUGCUCAAGAUUAAAUUCGACAUUGCUUGGGAGAAGAAUUGCAGUAUAACAUAAAGCUACCCAGCUGUUGUCUGCUCUUUAUGGUUUCUGGGUCAUUGUUCCUGUAAGCUGGUCCCAGACCUGGUUAUUCUGAUCAACCAGGCCACCAACACAUUGUGUAUGGAGUACUGAAGGUUGUAUCAUCACCCCUGUUUACAACACAUUGUGUAUGGAGUUCUAGGGCUUGUAUUAUCAUCCCUUUAUACAACACAUUGUGUAUGGAGUUCUGGGGCUUGUAUCAUCAUUCCAGUAUACAACUUUUUUCCAAAAGUAUAACCGGGAGCAGUUGUAUAUUCUAUAGGGAAAAAAUACAAUUAUUUUAAGUAUAAAUAUUUUUUAAACUCAGUGGUCAUCUUCCACCCAGGCAGCAGGGUGACCCAUAGAAGAAAGCAUAUUCACCUUCAUUCAUUCAUUGUUUUUUCAGAUAUGUGCUACAUCAUAAUCAGAUUACCCCUCACUGCAGCAUCCUCACCCCUCUUUCAGAGUGCAUCACUGCUCUUCUCACCUCCAGGACUCUAAGUCUGGCUAAUUAGUUUCCUUAAAUCCCCUCAUACAAGUUACACUGCUCACACUCCAACAGUAUGUUCAUUACAAAACACAUGUUUCCAUUCACUCCCCUCUAAUACACUCAUAGAAGCCUACCGGAUGCUCAGGCCACUAAACUGCAAGCCUCUUGUACCUCCUCCCUCUAACCAUUCCUGGGAUGACUCCUCUUUUUCUCUCAGCUUCCACUCUAAGAGUUAUACAUCCCCUUCAUCAACCUAUCACUGUCCACCCUCUCUGCAUGUCCAUACCACCUCCACAACCUAUCCUCUGUCUUCUCAAUUAUAUCCUGGUAUAGUCCUAGUUUUUACCACCAUAGAUGAGCUUUUUUUUCCGCAGACACCUCAAUAAACCAGGCGUCUUUUUCCCCUCAUCUGUUUUAUGGUUCAGCUAGUCUUUCAUACAUCUGUCUACUGACAUGUCCACUUCCUAAUAUAAUAUUGAAAUACAUCCACUUAUUCUGCACUUCCUUACUUCCCUUCCUCCCUCCAUCUCUUCCCUUCCUUCCUUCCCUAUAAUAUUCAGUUUAUCAUUACCUACAGUUUUUGUUACUAUCAUCACCUUGUUCUUCACUAUGUUACAUUUAUUUAUUUAUUUUUCUUAAAGUGUAUAUUACAUAGUAGCUGUUUUGUGAGCUGAGGAAAACUAGUGAAAUAUUAAGAUUAAUUUAUUCUUGAGUCAAUGUUUAUACUGAACAAUGUUUACACUGAACAGUUAUUUAGUGUUGUAACUGAGUGAUAGUGUUGCUGCUUGCAUUGCAGUGUUGUCAUCAAGUGUUACUGUAGAAGGACACAUGUGCAGCUACUGUCGUGUUUUAUUGUUGCAGUGUUUUGCAGGAGCUUUGUUCCUGCAGAGUGAAACAUUGCUACAAUAAAAUAUGACAUUAGUUACACAUGUGACCUUUUACCUAACACUGUGGGUAAUAAUACCUUUAUUACUAAGUGUAUUGCUGUAAUAUGUUGCACAUUGAUCCCUACUGGUUUAGCACUUACUAUGAGCAUACUGUCAGUAUUUGUUUAGGCUUAGGGUACUAAUAAAUGCACUUAGAGUAAGUGGUAGUGUCACUUACAUUAAAGUUGUAUCAUGCAGUAUUGUAUCAACAUUCACUUAACUGUAAUAGUUUUAUCUACUAAGAUCAACAUAACUUGUGUCAAAUAUCUAUUUUGUCACUAAUACGUAUUCAUAUUUUACUGAUGCAACCUUGUAUGUAACUUACAUUAAAUGUUUGGGUUUUUGGUGCUGAAUGACCCAAAGAGGUUCAGCACUUUCUUAAACAUGAUGAUAAUAAUAAGCCACAUAAUAAGAAGGGUUUAAACCCUGGCAGGUGAGUGUUGUUAUCAUUUUCAUGAAUAAUAAUAAUAAUAAUAAUAAUAAUAAUAAUGAGUGUUGUCAAGUCAGCAUUCAGUCAUUACUGACUAUAUUUACCUAACUAAACCAUGGAAUAGGUGGGGGUUAAACCCAUGGCAAGUGACUGCUAAAAGUCCAGGCACUGAACUGGUCUUGUAGCAUUCACUUGCCUUUGUUUACACUCAUGUUGUUACUGUAUCGUAGUUAUAUUUACAUUCUUGCUAUAAAUAUUUCUCUCUUACACACGAGCUUAACAUUCUUAACAACGAUAUUAUAUUUUCCAUAAUGUAUUUUAAUACAUGUUGUUGCAACACAUGUAUUAAAAAGUGUCUUAGUUUGCUAGUUGUGUGACACAGUUCUUUAGUUGUGUGACACAGUUCUUUAGUUGUGUGACACAGUUCUUUAGUUAUGUGACACAGUUCUUUAGUUGUGUGACACAGUUCUUUAGUUGUGUGACACAGUUCUUUAGUUAUGUGACACAGUUCUUUAGUUGUGUGACACAGUUCUUUAGUUGUGUGACACAGUUCUUUAGUUAUGUGACACAGUUCUUUAGUUGUGUGACACAGUUCUUUAGUUGUGUGACACAGUUUUUUAGUUGUGUGACACAGUUCUCUAGUUGUGUAACACAGUUCUCUAGUUAUGUGGCACAGUUCAUUAGUUGUGUGAGACACAGUUCUCUAGUUGUGUGAUGCACAGUUCUCUAGUCAUGUGUAGCAUAAGUUUUCUAGUCAUAUGUGCACAAGUUUUCUAGUGUGUGAUAGUUUUCUAGUGUGACACAGUUUUCUAGCUGUGUGACACAGUUUUCUAGUCAUAUGCACACAAGUUUUCUAGUGUGUGACACAAAGAACUGGAGACGACCGUUCAUGAUUUUCAAAACAUUUUCUUCAUUACUUGCUAAACAGCGACUAAUAUGUUAUGACAACUUAAAGUUUUGUCUUUAGCAUAGAGGCAUAGUCUUGACGCUUGUUUGUUUCCCCUGACAUAACACCUGCCUCACUCAGCAAGAAGUUGAUUUAUUAAUAAAAAGAGAGAGAAUGUUUGACUACUGUUUUUAAGGGCAGUUGAGAUUAAUUGGUUGAUUAAUAUGAACAUGUAUGUACUGUAAAUAUUGUAUCAUAUCAAUUAAUUUGUUGAUUACAUAUUUUGACGACUGUCUUAUGCUGUAAGUUACAGCAUUCUAAGUGUAUUCAAAUGGUUUUCAGAUUGAAUAUGGUAAACUGAAAAAAUUUCGAAAGAGAAAUGCAUUGACCACAUGCAGUGUCUCAGGUCACUGAUAAUUAAAUUCUGUUACAUCAUUUAUUUCCAGUGUUGAAUCAUACAGGGAAAAAUACACAGAUAACCCACACAUAUGAAAAUAAAUAUUAUGACGAUGUUUUGGUCCGACUUAGACUUUUAGAUAGUCCAAGUGGGACUAGUAAUGCUACUAUCGAAUAUGGUUCCCUAGGUGGUCGAUCUAUUUCUAUAUUAAUAAAUAGAUAAUGACUUAAAAACAAUUUCUGGGCUAUCAGAUUUGCUACGUUGUAAUCUUUUUGCCUACCACACAGUACUGGACUCUGUAUUGUACUGUAUUAUAUUGUACUAAAUUGUACUGUAUUAUACAGUGGACCCCCGGUUAACGAUAUUUUUUCACUCCAGAAGUAUGUUCAGGUGCCAGUACUGACCGAAUUUGUUCCCAUAAGGAAUAUUGUGAAGUACAUUAGUCCAUUUCAGACCCGCAAACAUACACGUACAAACGCACUUACAUAAAUACACUUACAUAAUUGGUCACAUUCAGAGGUAAUCAUUAUGCGGGGGUCCACUGUAUUAUAUUGUACUAAAUUGUACUGUAUUAAAUUGUACUGUAUUGUACUGAAAAUAUAUAAGAGUCAACAAGGGCUUAAGUAACAAGACAUAGCAGGCAUUUAGGAACGGCAGCUACCAUCCGACUUACGACCGAGCUUGGUUCCUACUAACCAGUCGUAAGUCAAAAUGAACAUAAGUCGAACCUUACUACUGAAUAUCAGCAUCACAUUAUGUAAUGAAUUUAUUUUAUUGAUUUAUUCUGGUAUGUUAUUUUUUACUUUACUUUUUAUGCUGUUAGUACUGUAUUUUAUACUGUAAGGUUUAGGAGAAACACUGUGUACAGCACAAACAGUUGUUUAUUUCCCAGAACAUUUGCAUACAAAACACGGUCGUAAGUCGAGUGGUAAUAUGUCAAGCAGGUCGUAAGUCGGAUGGUAGGUGUACUUUUUACAUAUGCUCCUCAGUGUUAUGAACAUACAACACACUGAAGUUGUAUUCCAAUCUCAUAAUCUCUUGUGAUCAAACCUAUUUCCCAACACCCGUCCUACUGUUGCCUUCAUACAACGUGUUCUAUUUAUUGUGUAUGCACACGUGAUAAAAUACAUACACAACUAUUUUGUGUACUGAUUUCCUGCAUUUCCUAGAUAGCAAUUAAAAAUU